This is a messenger RNA of Pistacia vera, 1952 nucleotides long. RefSeq names its product sucrose transport protein SUC3. Gene Ontology annotation, biological process: transmembrane transport. The record is from RefSeq and is a predicted model, not a curated record. Gene Ontology annotation, molecular function: sucrose:proton symporter activity. NCBI's taxonomy places the organism in Eukaryota, Viridiplantae, Streptophyta, Magnoliopsida, Sapindales, Anacardiaceae. Gene Ontology annotation, cellular component: membrane.
GUUGUACGGUUGCCGCCGGUGUUCAGUUCGGUUGGGCCUUGCAGCUUUCUUUAUUAACCCCUUACAUUCAGACACUUGGGAUAGAGCACGCCUUUUCUUCAUUCAUUUGGCUCUGUGGCCCGAUUACAGGCCUUGUGGUUCAACCUUGUGUUGGUAUUUGGAGUGAUAAAUGCACUUCAAAGUAUGGAAGGAGGCGGCCAUUUAUUCUUGCAGGAUCUCUCAUGAUUUCAGUUGCUACAUUGGUUAUGUAUUGGGUGAUACAAAGGAGGAUUGCAGAGUAUUCAAAGGAACUCGAACAAGAGCUGCCUUUGUAUUUGUUAUUGGGUUCUGGAUGCUGGAUCUUGCUAACAAUACUGUGCAGGGACCAGCUCGUGCGCUUUUGGCUGAUCUAUCAGGUCCUGAUCAACGCAAUUCAGCUAAUGCUAUAUUCUGCUCAUGGAUGGCUGUUGGAAACAUCUUAGGAUUUUCUGCUGGUGCAAGUGGAGAUUGGCACAGAUGGUUUCCUUUCCUAACGAGUAGAGCUUGUUGUGCGGCUUGCGGAAAUCUCAAAGCAGCAUUUAUUGUGGCAGUGGUCUUCCUGACUCUAUGUACUGUUGUGACUAUAUAUUUUGCUGAUGAGGUUCCACUUACUGUAAAUCAGCCCAAUCAUUUAUCAGAUUCUGCUCCUUUGUUGGAUGAUCCUUAUGAAAAUGGCCUUGACCUUUCCAAAUCAAAACCUGAUGUACCAAUUGCUGCCAGUUUCAACAGCAACAAUGCAGACAGUGCCCAUGAACGGGAUGUAGAUCAAAAGCAUGUCAACACAACAGUUGAGGAUCAAAAUGAAAGUUUCAAUGAUGGGCCUGGAGCUGUAUUAGUCAAUUUGUUAACCAGCUUAAGGCAUUUACCACCUGCAAUGCAUGCGGUGCUUAUUGUUAUGGCUCUUAGUUGGUUGUCCUGGUUCCCCUUCUUUCUUUUCGAUACAGAUUGGAUGGGGAGAGAGGUUUAUCAUGGGGAUCCAAAAGGAAAUUUGAGUGAAGUAUAUGAAAGAUCAGAGGUUGUCAGAGAAGGUGCAUUUGGUUUGCUAUUGAAUUCUGUUGUUCUUGGAAUCAGUUCUUUCCUUAUUCAACCUAUGUGUCAGCGACUGGGUGCAAGGGUUGUCUGGGCAAUGAGCAAUUUCAUAGUGUUUGCUUGCAUGGCAGGCACAGCUAUCAUUAGCUUGAUAUCUGUCAGGGAAUACUCGGAAGGGAUUGAGCAUGUAAUUGGAGGCAGUGGAUCAAUCAAAAUAGCUUCCUUGGUUUUAUUUGCUCUUCUUGGUUUUCCCCUUGCUAUUACCUAUAGUGUUCCCUUUUCUGUUACUGCACAGUUGACUGCUGAUUCUGGUGGUGGGCAAGGAUUGGCAAUAGGAGUUCUCAAUCUUGCAAUUGUUGUACCGCAGAUGGUUGUAUCACUUGGAGCGGGUCCAUGGGAUGCUCUUUUUGGUGGAGGAAAUAUACCUGCCUUUGUUUUGGCAUCCUUGUCUGCCCUUGCUGCUGGUGUUGUCGCAACUCUCAAGCUUCCAAAACUUUCAACAAGUUCUUUUGAGUCAUCUGGUUUUCAUAUUGGUUAAUGACUAUACUGUCUUCAAUGAAGAGGCAUCCAGUCUGUAUAUGAUUAUCAGAAACCACAAACGCACUGGUCAAUGAUUUUCAUUCAGGAUCCAUUAGUGAUCUCAUAGCGGAUAAUCAGCAUCAUUCUUUCUCACUUGUUACCUGCUGGAAAUCAAUGGCUCUACUUAUGAGUAUGUACAAUUUUCACAUAGAAAGAGUGAUGGGUUAUAUAUUCAAAUUCAUUAUUUUUUUUGCCCCAUUUGUGGGCACCUGUACCUUAUGUAGAGUGUAAAUGAUCACACUUAUAUUGAAAAGCUCUCACAUGCAUAUCAUAAUCAUAUUAUAAAAAGAUCUGAAUAUAUUAACUUUAUGUUCUGCCGUCUUCUC